AUGGACUGGGACACAUUACCUGGUUUUAAUGGAUCUCCAGGUUUACGUGGUAUGCCAGGUGAACCAGUAGAUAUGGGGCCCAUCGGACCCCCAGGAGUACCUAUUCCUGUAGGACUACCAGGUUUAACUGGAGAACCUGGACUGCCAGGUUUUCCUGGACUGCCAGGUGAACGCGGAGUUGAGGGGCCCAUGGGACCCCCAGGAGCACGUGGACUUAUUGGUUUAGCUGGACUGCCAGGUGAACCCGGAGUUGCGGGGCCCAUGGGACCCCCAGGAGCACCUGGACUUAUUGGUUUUCCUGGACUGCCAGGUGAACCCGGAAUUGCGGGGCCUGUGGGACCCCCAGGAGCACGUGGACUUAUUGGUUUACCUGGAUGGCCAGGUAAACCCGGAGUUGAGGGGCCCAUGGGACUUCCGGGAGAUAUUGGUUUUACUGGUUUGAAAGGUGAAAAAGGAGAGCCAGGAUUGCCAGUACCGCUCAUGUUUACAGAAAAACAAAUUAGCUCAGGAGUAUUGCUAGUGAAACACAGUCAGACUCAAGUAAUCCCUUCCUGCGAUGCUGGGCAUGUUAAACUUUGGGAAGGAUAUUCGCUGUUUUCCAAAGACUUGGGUGAUGCUGGUUCCUGCGUAAGAAAAUUCAACACGAUGCCAUUCCAAACUUGUUCGGGGAGCGACUGCAACAGCUAUUUAAGAAGAAACGAUAACAGCUAUUGGUUGACUACUGGCGAACCUUUGCUGUCAAACCAUGUUAUUGGACAAGAUAUCAAGAAAUACAUCUCGAGAUGUGUUGUGUGCGAUGUGCCACAUAAUGUGAUGGCAGUGCAUAGUCAAAGUGUUAUUGAACCGAGCUGUCCGACAGGCUGGGAUGCAUUGUGGACUGGACACAGUUUUGCCACAUAUGGUGAAGACGUCAGCGCCGAAGCUCUUGCCAGCCCAGGCUCCUGUCUUUUGGACUUCAACAUGGUGCCAGUGAUAGAAUGCGGUGGUGAAGAAGGCUCUUGUCUCCAUCGUGUGGCUGGUGGACGCCUUAGCUUCUGGCUAGCUGCCGUUGAUGACGAGUUCUUGGCGCCGGGACCAAGGAUUAUAUCGCAGAAUGACGCACGGUCUCAAGUGUCGAGAUGCGCUGUUUGUAGCAGACAUUGA
Messenger RNA from Cydia amplana, 1143 nucleotides. Its product is annotated as collagen alpha-2(IV) chain-like. The record is from RefSeq and is a predicted model, not a curated record. The transcript is spliced from 2 exons. Gene Ontology annotation, biological process: extracellular matrix organization. Lineage: Eukaryota; Metazoa; Arthropoda; Insecta; Lepidoptera; Tortricidae. Gene Ontology annotation, cellular component: collagen trimer. Bases 1 to 1143 code for a protein of 380 amino acids. Gene Ontology annotation, molecular function: extracellular matrix structural constituent conferring tensile strength.